GAGUGUAAAUCCAAGUAGUUCAAUUUUUUCACAGUGCUGCUGCACAACAACAAAUCGGUGCGCGUUAAUUCCUCAAAAUCAAAUCGUUCACAUUAAUUGCAAUAUUAUUAAUUGGCGCACAAGACUUAUGCAUAUGUAGCGAACGCACAAUAAUAUUCCACAUAUAAAAUGGCAACGCAAAAAAUGCUGGUGGAAAUAACAACGGAUGGCGUGCCGAAGCUUCACUGUCCCGUCUGCAACAAGGCGCUCGUCUCGCUGGCCGGCUACGUGAAGCAUGUAAAGAAACAUGAGCCGCCGGGCGGCUUUCAGUGCCGCUACUGUGAUGCCCACUACUGCCACGAGGAGGAACUGAAGCAGCACAUCAAGGAGACGCACAGCGCUUUUGUUUGCCGUUUGUGCGUCAGUGGCGAUGUCAUAUUCAGCAGCCUCGAGGAGCACGAUGCCCACAUCGAGGAACAGCAUCAGGAUAGCAAAUUCGAUGUUGAUCUCCAGCCGCCAGCGCCUGUCAGCGACAAGCCUUUCAAGUGUGAGAUUUGCGGCAAGUGUUUUGCGGAUCGCGAGAGCAGCCUGAAACAUCGUUCCGAGCACGCCAACUCGCUGCCAGUUGAAUGCAAAUGCUGCGCCAUGCGCUUCUCCUGCAUCUCCAGCCUGACCAAGCAUCAGCGCAGACGUCCAGACACUUGUGGUCGCCCGGAGGCACACAAAUAUCGCAAACGCUUAAGCGCGCCGACAGAGCCGCCAAAGGAUGUGGUGAAGAAGAAACGGGGCAGGCCAAGGAAAGCCCAAGUCAUCGCCGAGGAUAGCGACGAUGAUGAUGUGCCGCUGGCGAGCAGACUGAAAGUGACUGCGGCACCGGUGCUAAAGCAGGAAAUCAACAGCCAGGAGCUUAGCGAUUCGGCCGAGGAAUACCCAGACUUUGAGCCGAACAACAGCGAUGAUGAGCCGGAUGCAGCGCGUUUCAAGCUGCCAACGCCAGCGACCGUUAAGCAGGAGGCGAUCGAUCCGGACUUUGAGUACCAGGACGCGAGUCUGUUCGUUAAGGAGGAGGGCAGCGGCCUGGAUAUCUACAGCAGCGAGAAGGACAAGCUGCUCGAUGUGCUGCUCAACCAGGACGAGGGCCUCAAGCCCUUCGAGAAUCUGAAGGUGGAGCAUGCCACCGGCAGCGGUAUUCUCGAUGAGAUUGCGGCAGUGCCAAUGCUCAAGCACAACGGCACCGAGCACAUGGAGGAGGAUGUGCUGGCGCUACGCGAAACGGACGAAGAUGACGAUGACAAUGAUAAUGAUGACGACGAUGAGGAAUUCAUUGCUAGGGUGCCACGACAACGCCCCCUGACAAAAUUGGGCGUAAAGCGCAAAUAUCGCAAACGUGGCGAGAUGCCGAAUGCGGGAACAACGACAGCGGGAGCGGGACCUCGACGUGUGGCAAAGAUAACCAAAAAGGAGCUUAAGGAGCGCCUCAAAAUGCUGAGUAAAAUGGAAAAGUCGUGGAAGUGUCCGCACUGCGUCAAAAUUUAUCACAUCCGCAAACCGUACGAGAAGCAUCUGCGAGACGAUCACAAACUCAGCGAGCUGGCCAUCAAAGAGCUGUUCAAGGAUGUGGAUGCGCAUGCCAAGCUGGACGACGAGGUGUUCAAAUGCAAGAUAUGCAGUAAAAUCUAUUUGGUCGAGAAGCGACUGGAGACGCACAUGAAGGUGCACGGCCAGGAUGGCAGUCUGACGUUCAAGUGCCCGUGCUACUGCAAUCUGUUCUUUGCCAGCAAGGAGCUGGCCACCCAGCAUGCGCACGAGCUGCACAAGGAGCUGCUGUACUGCGAGAAGUGCGACAAGUAUAUGACCGGCCACGACAGCCUCAAGAACCACGAGAAGAACUAUCAUGCGCGCAAGGAGCCGCGCAAUCUGCCCCGUAAUCUCAUCUGCGAUAAGUGUGGCAAAAAGUUCACCGGACGCACUUCGCUCUCGGAUCAUGUGCGCUCCGAGUGCGGCCGGAUGCCGCUGUACGAGUGCAAGGUGUGCAACAAGCGGCUGUCGACAGCUGGCAUCCUCAAGACGCACAUGCUGCUGCACCAGUCGGAGACACCCUAUCAGUGCGACAAGUGCGGCAAAACGUUCAAGGUGAAGGCCCAAUACAAAUCGCAUCUAAAGACGCGCCACACCGACUACAAGCCGUACAAGUGCCAUCUGUGUCCCAAGGAGUAUCCAUAUCGCGAGAGCUUGCUUACGCACAUGACCGUGCACACGGGCAUCAAGCGUUUCCUGUGCAACAACUGUGGCAAGCGAUUCACAUGCAUCUCUAAUCUGCAGGCGCAUCGCAAGGUGCACGCGGACACGUGCGGCCAGCUGCCGCUGAAUGCAAAGGCCACCCAAUAUAUGGGCGUGCAGCGGGGCAAGCUGUUGAUGGGCGCCAAGCCGGAGGCGGGCAUGGAAUAUGAGGAGACGAAAACGCUGAUCGCCCAGGAUGUGAUUGAUCGGGAUAUGCCGAUGGCGCAGGAACUCAACUUUCCAUCCGAUGGCAGUGCACCGCUGGCCACCGUGCCCCUCAACUAUGCCUCGUCGCAUCUGGUGCCGCAUAUCGUGCUGCAGACCAUGCAGGCCGAGGCCCGCAAAUAGAAUUCGAUUUAGUUUCCUUAGGCUGCUAUUGAUUAAGCAUACUAAUAAUAACUACAACUAUAAUGAUAAUAAUAAUAAAGACGCUUUUGUAUAUUCCAUAAUUGU
Messenger RNA from Drosophila grimshawi, 2712 nucleotides. RefSeq names its product zinc finger protein 3 homolog (gene zf30C). Gene Ontology annotation, molecular function: DNA-binding transcription factor activity, RNA polymerase II-specific; RNA polymerase II transcription regulatory region sequence-specific DNA binding. Gene Ontology annotation, cellular component: nucleus. NCBI's taxonomy places the organism in Eukaryota, Metazoa, Arthropoda, Insecta, Diptera, Drosophilidae. Gene Ontology annotation, biological process: regulation of transcription by RNA polymerase II. The transcript has 5 exons. Bases 169 to 2607 code for a protein of 812 amino acids. The record is from RefSeq and is a predicted model, not a curated record.